Molecule: messenger RNA, 1635 nt
Organism: Sebastes umbrosus (honeycomb rockfish)
Lineage: Eukaryota; Metazoa; Chordata; Actinopteri; Perciformes; Sebastidae
Gene: cmtm6
Product: CKLF-like MARVEL transmembrane domain containing 6
Exons: 5
Coding region: 165-731 (188 amino acids)
Cellular component (GO): membrane
Source: RefSeq, a predicted model, not a curated record
CGGAUCUUCCUCCGUCUGACUUGAAGGAACAAAAUUAAAUGCGGAAGUUUGACUGAGUCAGUUUAGUUUGUUGAGCUGAGGAACAAAAGCAACACGUUGAAGCUGAACUGCGCAGCUGGAAACUCUACUUUUCUGCGGACCGGAAGAAACCUGAACGCUCCAUCAUGGCUGGAGUUUACUCCGCGACGACAGCUCCGAACCCCAAAUCCUCCUGGUUCAUGGUCCCGUCAGAAAAUCUGGAUAAGAUCCGCUGUGGGAUUAAAGUCAUCGAAGUGCUGCUGUCCUUCGUGGCCUUCAUCACGGAGGAGGUGGUCAACAGCUGCAUCAGCUGCACGGCUCUCUACUUCUUUGAGUUUGUCAGCUGCACGGCCUUCCUCUUCACGCUGCUGCUCCUCAUCCUCCUCUCCACCACCCUGCACACCAGGGUGGGCAUCAGCUGCUGGCCCAGCCUGGACUUUGGUUAUACCGUCUUCAUCUUUGUGUUGUUCUUCAUCGCCUCCAGCGUCUUCGCUUCAGACAACAGUGGCACCGUCACGGAGAAAUUUGCUGUGGUGUUCGGCUUCUUGGCGACGGUGAUGUUCGUCAUUGACCUCAUUUUGUUUGUGAGGAAUCGCGGGCUUCCCUUUAAGAAAGAUGGGAAGCCGGAGCCCAGUAACGGCGGCCCGCCGAUGGUGGAGGCGGGCGCACUAGAGACGGCGAAACUCAACACGCCGGCCAACGAAACAGAUUAACUCUGUUUCUAUAGUUUGUUACGCAGACGUCAGAUAAUUUUACGCACUAUUCCUUUAACGUGACGACAGGAGGCGGAGCUUCAGCGAUGUCCAUUUUUAAAGUCAUUUUAAAUCCUGUUUUUAGUCAUUGUCGUCCGCCACAGCUGAGGACGCUCUGCGCUGCGUUCAUCAAUGUAAUCAAUCUUCCAACAAUGAAUCAAUCACCGUGCAGAGCGGGUUGUGUUCUGUGAUCUUAAAGAAACAGGAAGCAGAUGAUUAUUAAAAAUUUAAAACCAUAUUUCUGAAGGAAGAACAGAGACACUAAAACCACCAAACCACUAAAUGUUCUGCUGUAAAGUUGAUUUUUAAGAUUUUAAACAACACAAUGAAUCAGAUCAAUUUAUGGAUUUAUUGUCCGUCAUUGCAGCUGUACUGCUUUUCUUUUUUUAUUGAAUAUCUUGACAUUUAUUAACGAAUUUUGCCUAAAUUGACAACGAAAAUCAAAUGUGUCAUAAAAUUCUCUUAAUUCACUGAAAAUUAAACUGUUUUUGGUAGAAGUCUCGUUGGGUCCAAGAUAAAUCUGAGAAUUAAGAAUAUUUUAUUUAGUAUUAAUUAUUUAUUAUGUUAAUUCUCUCUUAAAUUAGCUUUUUAUUCGUGUGAAAUAUUGAUGCAGAAAAUAACUUCCACAUUGAUCCAGAUGAGAGAAAUGUUAAAUUAAACAGCUCCAUCUGCUGGUUUAAGUACAAAUAGAAAUAAUCUGAAAUAAAGCUGAUGAUUUUGACUUUCUUCAACAAAAAUAUGAUGACAAACAGUCAAACAUCGAGUCAGACAUGACUUGUUGCUGCUGUCAAUGUGGUUUUCUUUUAUUUAAAUGUUAUCUUUAAUCAUUAUAAAGAUGCAUAAAGAAACAUGACAUCCGUCAUUA